AUGCUGCAAAAUUCACGUAUAAUAUCAAAUAAAACGUAUAAUAUCGAAGAAUAUGGAACAGUUAAUUUCGAUUGUUCAAUCGAAGAACAUACAUUAGUUGCAUGGCGGGUUAGUCUGCACCAUGAUAAUAUUUAUCGAUAUUAUUAUAUAAAUUCAAAUUUUCAACAGAAACUCUCCGAACAAAAUGAAGAUAAACCAAGAGAUGUUUCAUUCGAAAACGAUUUACGUACGAUGAUCUUUUCUAAUGUACGUCAAUGGAUAAAUAGUGCGUUUGAAAACAUUCAAUGUGUUAUCUAUAAUAGUAAAAAGAACCUUUUUGAAAUAACAAUUUUCUAUUUAAAUAUUUACGUUGCUCCGUUUCUAUUUUCAUUAAAUAUAAACGAUACUUCUACGAAUGAUCAAUCUAUAUUUUGGUUCGAUAAUAAACAACGUAUAAAUAUUCUGUGCGAAACAUAUUCUUAUCCUAAAUCGAUAUUACAAUUAAGCUUAAAUCAUCAAAUAAUACAAGCCGAAGAAACCAUCGAUUGUGUGUAUGAUGAUCUUUCUACUAUUUUACUAUCAAAUCUAUUAUGUCUUUCACAAACAAAUUGGCGUAUACGUGUCCGAAUAAACACAACAUUGUAUCUAUCAAGAGAAUACAAUAAAAAAAAUUUAACAUGUUCAAUUAUUAAGUUCCCGUAUGGAAAUAUAUGGAAAUACUCAACGAGUAUUGAAUUGGUUGAAAAAAAAGGUAAGAGUAGAUUUGUGAGAAAAGCGCUCGAUCGCUGCUCAUGA
Molecule: messenger RNA, 774 nt
Organism: Rotaria socialis
Lineage: Eukaryota; Metazoa; Rotifera; Eurotatoria; Philodinida; Philodinidae
Source: the annotation of a GenBank genome assembly